AUGUCGUACUUCCCGAAAGGCCACCACCGUAAAAACGCCGGCAACGAUGAAGAUGUCGACGAUUUCGACGAGUUUGAUCCAACUCCGUACGGUGGCGGUUACGAUAUUAGCCUUACAUACGGUCGCCCUCUCCCUCCUUCCGACGAGAUAUGCUAUCCCCCCUCCUCGUCCGGUGGCGGUGGUGGGUCGGGAUAUGGAUCUGGAUCUGGAUAUGGGCGUCGAACGGAGCAUGGUUCGGAGUAUGGGUCCGGCCAUGGGCGCCGUAGCGAUCAUCAUGGGUCGGAAUAUGGGUCGGAACAUGGGCGCCAUAGCGAGUCUGGAUAUGGAGGGAGGACUGAGCAUGGAUCGGAAUAUGGGUCUGGGCAUCGCCGGAGGAAUGAAUCCGAUGAGUAUGGAUCAGGGCAUGGCGGUGGUGGACGGAAAAGUUAUGGGCAGUCUGAGGAUGAUGAUGAUCGGAAACCUAGGUAUGGCCGGAGAAAUGACGACGACGACGAUGAUGAUCGGAGACCUAGGUAUGGCCGGCGAAAUGACGACGACGAUGAUGAUGAUCGGAAACCUAGGUAUGGCCGGAGAAAUGACGACGACGACGAUGAUGAUCGGAGACCUAGGUAUGGCCGGCGAAAUGACGACGACGAUGAUGAUGAUCGGAAACCUAGGUAUGGCCGGCACAAUGAUGAUGAUGAUGAUGGCAUUCGUGGUCGGAGGAAAUAUGGAGAUGAUGACGACGACGACGAUAGGAGAAGGAUGAAUCAAUAUCAGUCUCGCAGACAUGACUACGAUGAAUGA
Cynara cardunculus var. scolymus (artichoke) is the source of this 786-nucleotide messenger RNA. RefSeq lists its product as uncharacterized. The transcript is spliced from 2 exons. The coding region runs from base 1 to 786 and encodes 261 amino acids. The record is from RefSeq and is a predicted model, not a curated record. Gene Ontology annotation, molecular function: phosphatidic acid binding. NCBI's taxonomy places the organism in Eukaryota, Viridiplantae, Streptophyta, Magnoliopsida, Asterales, Asteraceae.